Monosiga brevicollis MX1 is the source of this 1545-nucleotide messenger RNA. RefSeq lists its product as uncharacterized. Lineage: Eukaryota; Choanoflagellata; Craspedida; Salpingoecidae. The record is from RefSeq and is a predicted model, not a curated record. The coding region runs from base 1 to 1545 and encodes 514 amino acids. Gene Ontology annotation, cellular component: plasma membrane; cell wall. The transcript has 10 exons.
AUGGCAUGGAGAGGGGUACGGCUUUUGCAGCUGCUGGCGGCGGUGUUGCUGAUCGGUGGUAUCAGGGCGCUGGUGCUGGAUGGCCACUUGAUUGUGGACGAUUCAGGUCGACUGCAUGUCAACUGCUCGAAACGUGUAUUGGUUGAUGGCGUUGACGUUGUGGCGCAGCUAGGCGCCCUGAAACAGAAUGCCACGGCCGCCUUCUCUGAUUGGACUACCCCCACGGCCAUGACCUCGACCUCGACCCCGGCUGCCACCCCUGUGGCUGGUUCGAGUGUUGAGGAUGUCACCGUUGGCGUCGAUGAUGGCGGUGGCUUGCACUUGAAUGGCAGCACGGUUCUUUUCAAUGGCAUUGACGUCCGCGCCGAGUUGUUGCUGCUGCGAGCGCAAAUAGAGCUUCUUGUCCCAGCGCUUACAUCGUCGCCUCCCGGCGUCAUGGCCAACUCUCCAACCGUUCAGGCCGAAAUGACGCUGGACCCCCUUGGCAAUGUCAUUCUCAACAGCAGCAGAUCCGGGAAAGUAUCAGUCAAUGGGUUGCCGCUGCUGGAUGAGCUCGCGAUCUUGCAGCAGGCUGUCGCUGCGCUGGCUGGCCGCACCACCAGCAUCUUCACCUCCUCACCAGCUCCCACAACCACAAGUCUUGAGCCCGUGAUCUCGCCCAAUAUAAGCUCGUGCAGCCUCAGCAAUGUGCCUGCUGGCGUCACGGAAAUAAGAGGCGAUCUUAUCCUGUCUGGUUGCAGUGCUCUGCUAGCGAGCGACCUGCUCGUACUUGUCGAGCUGCGCAACGUCACCGGAAACGUCCGGAUAGAGAGAAACGGAGCCCUGGUUAAUUUGAAUGGCUUGGCCAGCCUGUCGGUUAUUGGUGGCUACCUACACAUUUCUAACAACUAUCAGCUGACCAACAUCAAUGGGCUGGCAGCUUUGUCGUCCAUUGGCAAACAACUCUAUAUCCUGGCGAAUGUCAAACUCACCAACCUGCAUGGUCUGCAAGCCCUGACCCGCAUUGGGGCUUUCUUGACGCUUGGCAUGAAUCACGUCCUGCAGGAUCUCGCGGGGCUUGAACAACUCAAGCACGUCAAUGAAUACGUUCGCAUAGAGAAUCAUGACAGUCUCAGCAAUCUCAAUGGAUUCGCUGGCCUCACGCAUAUCGGCAACUACCUCCUCAUCUACAAUAACAAGGCGCUACAGCACCUUGAUGGGCUGGGCAAUCUCAAAGCCAUUCAGACCGACUUGGAUGUGAAGAGCAACGACAAUCUCACUGUCAUCUCCGGGUUUGACAAACUGCCACAACUGGGCUCUGACAUGAGUGUCCGUCCAUGCCAGAAUUUCUCAAUCCGUCCUUUCCCCCUGCUGCAGCACAAUGAUCGGCUUAGCCUGCUAGCUGGUUUUGAAAGUCUCACCAGCAUCACAUCCUUUGAAUUGCGGACCAAGCUGGAUGAUGCAAACUUUCUGGCCCGAUACCGGACUCAACACAACAAAACGCUGGUACUAGCUGAUGGUGGCAAGCAGGCUCAAAACACCAAAGAUCAGCAAAAGGGCAGCUGA